Molecule: messenger RNA, 992 nt
Organism: Ipomoea triloba (trilobed morning glory)
Lineage: Eukaryota; Viridiplantae; Streptophyta; Magnoliopsida; Solanales; Convolvulaceae
Product: pyrrolidone-carboxylate peptidase-like
Exons: 5
Coding region: 187-846 (219 amino acids)
Biological process (GO): proteolysis
Cellular component (GO): cytosol
Molecular function (GO): pyroglutamyl-peptidase activity
Source: RefSeq, a predicted model, not a curated record
UUUUUUUUCUUCUAUCUCAUCUAUACAAGGACACUCAAAUCAGCGUCUUAGUCCACAGACUUUUAUCAAUUUUUGUAGAUAACAUUGGUGGCUGAGUCAUUCCUUCAUUGUCGCUUUCUUGAACCCUUGAGACAGUACUUGCAUUUGAUUCUUUGACUUUGGUGAAUUACCUGUGACUGGUAAUAGAUGGGGUCUGAAGGGCCAUCUCCUGUAGCUAUCCAUAUUACUGGUUUUAAGAAAUUUCAUGGAGUAGCGGAAAAUCCAACCGAAAUAAUUGUAAGUAAUCUUCAAGAUUAUAUGAAGAAAAAGGGUACUCCCAAAGGGCUUAUCCUCGGGAGUUGCAGUGUUCUUGAGACUGCGGGCCAGGGAGCACUGGUUCCUCUAUAUCAGACAUUACAGUCUGCUCUGAGAAACGAUGAAUCUGAGCCGUCACAUUCCAGGAGAGUUAUUUGGUUGCAUUUUGGAGUUAAUAGUGGCGCCUCAAAGUUUGCCAUAGAGCGCCAAGCUGUCAAUGAAGCUACCUUCCGAUGUGCAGAUGAGAUGGGAUGGAAGCCACAGAAAAUUCCCAUAGUUCCCAUGGAUGGUGCAAUUUCACGAAUAAGAGAGACUUCUUUUCCUGUCGAGGAGAUCACCAAAGCAUUGGCAAUGAUGGGCUAUGAAGUGACGACCUCCAAUGAUGCAGGCCGGUUUGUUUGCAACUAUGUUUACUAUCAUUCGUUGCGCUUUGCGGAGCAGUAUGGAAUAAAAUCACUAUUUGUACAUGUCCCCCUCUUCUCAACAAUAGAUGAGGAGACCCAAAUGCAGUUUGCUGCCUCUUUGUUAGAGGUACUUGCCUCAGUAUCCUAGUAUCUCUGCAGUGGUUGUCUUCUAAGUUAUAUCCAGUGUGGAAGUGCAUUUCUCCUUUUGUUCUUGGGUGUUUGUAUUAAGGUUGGUUUGGAUGAACAGUUUUAAAUGAAUGGAAGUCAUUUGUAAUUAAUGAUGAUUGGAUCUUA